CAUCCCUGCCUAUAUAGUCCCGCAUCAUUUUCCCCGUCGAUCCCGAUCAAUUGCCGCUCCGCUCUGUUUCGAUUUCCUUUCUCUUACGAGAGUUCUUCUCCCCACACACGCAUAGAGAGAGAGGUCGAGAGAGAGAUGGGGCUUCUGCGAUCGAGCUCAGUGGCGGGCGUGCAAGAAGGAGAUGAUGCGGGGAAAGUAGUACGAGCUCCGCAAGAUCACCAUCAGAAGGAGCUCGACGCUGGUGCUCUCUUCGUUCUCAAAUCUAAAGGGUCAUGGAUUCACUGCGGAUACCACUUGACCACGUCCAUCGUGGCACCGGCUCUUCUCAGCCUUCCCUAUGCUUUCGCCCUCCUGGGGUGGGCGGGCGGGAUCAUUUGCCUGGUCGUCGCAGCACUCGUGACCUUCUACUCCUACAACCUCAUAUCGCUCGUCCUGGAGCACCACGCCCAGAUGGGCCACCGGCAUCUUCGGUUCAGAGACAUGGCUCACGACAUCAUGGGGCCGAGAUGGGGGAAGUUUUUCGUCGGUCCGGUCCAAUUCAUGGUCUGCUACGGUGCUGUUGUUGGUUGCACUCUUCUGGGAGGAGAAUGCCUCAAGACGAUCUACUUGCUUUCGAAGCCGGACGGGACGAUGAAGCUCUACGAGUUCGUCAUAAUCUUCGGAUGCUUGAUGUUAUUCCUAGCUCAAAUGCCAUCCUUCCACUCCCUCAGGCACAUCAAUAUGGUGUCGUUGGUUUUGUCCCUUCUCUACAGCGCUUGCGCCACUGGCGGUUCCAUCUACAUUGGGCUUUCGUCCAAGGGGCCCGAGAGGGACUAUUCGUUGGUAGGGGACACUCCAGAUCGCAUCUUCGGCAUCUUCAAUGCCAUUGCCAUUAUCGCGACGACGUAUGGGAAUGGGAUUAUUCCUGAAAUUCAGGCCACGCUGGCGCCUCCGGUGACGGGGAAGAUGUUCAAGGGGCUGUGCGUGUGCUUCACCGUGGUCGUGGUCACUUUCUUCAGCGUCGCAAUCUCAGGUUAUUGGGCCUUCGGCAACCAAGCAGAAGGGCUCCUCCUCAGUAACUUCUUGGUCAACGGGAAGGCGCUGGUUCCGAAAUGGUUCAUUUUGAUGACCAACAUGUUCACCAUUCUUCAACUGUCAGCUGUUGGUGUAGUUUAUCUGCAGCCUACUAAUGAAGUUCUCGAGAAAACGUUUGCGGACCCCAAGAGCAGUGAAUUCUCUGCACGAAAUGUCAUACCUCGCCUGAUCUCUCGGUCGAUAUCCGUCGUUGCGGCAACGACACUAGCAGCGAUGCUCCCCUUCUUCGGGGACAUCAAUUCUCUGAUCGGAGCAUUCGGGUUCCUGCCUCUGGACUUCAUCUUGCCCGUGGUCUUCUACAACUUGACCUUCAAGCCCUCGAGACGGAGCCCCAUCUUCUGGCUGAACAUCACCAUUGCCGUGGUGUUCUCGACAGUGGCGGUCAUUGCAGCUGUUGCGGCGGUUAGGCAAAUAGCCCUCGACGCUGGCAAGUACCGUUUAUUUGCUAAUGUGUAAACAGAUGUAGUUUGUUCCCAAAAGCUGGUCCGAUCAUAUGAAUGCAGAUACUAGCCCCGCUUUAGUGAAACCAGGA
Rhodamnia argentea is the source of this 1606-nucleotide messenger RNA. RefSeq names its product GABA transporter 1. The transcript is spliced from 7 exons. Lineage: Eukaryota; Viridiplantae; Streptophyta; Magnoliopsida; Myrtales; Myrtaceae. The record is from RefSeq and is a predicted model, not a curated record. Gene Ontology annotation, cellular component: plasma membrane. The coding region runs from base 136 to 1530 and encodes 464 amino acids.